This is a messenger RNA of Episyrphus balteatus (marmalade hoverfly), 1305 nucleotides long. Its product is annotated as lysosomal aspartic protease-like. Gene Ontology annotation, molecular function: aspartic-type endopeptidase activity. The transcript is spliced from 2 exons. Gene Ontology annotation, cellular component: lysosome. Gene Ontology annotation, biological process: cell death; proteolysis. The record is from RefSeq and is a predicted model, not a curated record. Bases 35 to 1201 code for a protein of 388 amino acids. Lineage: Eukaryota; Metazoa; Arthropoda; Insecta; Diptera; Syrphidae.
CUCACAUAUCCAAAGAUUGUAAAGAAGAGUCAAUAUGUUCAAGGUUAUCGCACUUGUGGCCUGCCUUUUGGUAGCAGUCAAUGCAUCAGAUUUGAUCCGCAUUAAGAUUCAAAAAUUCGAUUCAGCUCUGAAGCAGCUUACUGAAGCCGGAACUGAUGUAGAAUUCCGUCGUUCCAAGUACAUGCGCACUACUGACAACCUUAUGCGUGAGCCUUUGUCCAACUACAUGGAUGCCCAAUAUUUCGGUGACAUUACCAUCGGAACACCACCCCAGGUAUUCUCGGUUAUUUUUGAUACUGGAUCUUCCAACUUGUGGGUGCCAUCGAAAAAAUGCAAGCUUACCAACAUUGCCUGCAAGUUGCACAACAAAUACAACUCAAAGAAAUCAUCCACCUACGUCAAGAACGGUACUGAUUUCGCUAUUCAAUACGGAACUGGUUCCCUUACUGGAUUCUUGUCUACCGAUACCGUUACCAUUGGAGGUCUUGAAAUUAAGUCACAGACAUUCGCUGAAGCUGUUGGCCAACCUGGAAUAACUUUCGUUGCCGCUAAAUUCGAUGGUAUCCUUGGUUUGGGUUUUGAAAAUAUUGCCGUUAAUGGUGUUGUUCCUCCAUUCUAUAACCUCGUCAAUGAAGGUUUGGUCAAGAACCCUGUCUUCUCAUUCUUCAUUAACCGAAACGCCUCUUCGACUUAUGGUGGUGAAAUUACCUUCGGAGGAUCAGACCCCAAAUACUACAAGGGUGAUUUCACAUAUCUGCCCGUGACUCGUCAAGGCUACUGGCAAUUCGACAUGGAAUCUGGAUCAGUUGGAGAUGUUAAAUUCUGCGCUAAAGGUUGCCAAGCUAUUGCCGAUACUGGUACCAGUCUAAUUGCUGGCCCAGUCAAGGAGGUUACUGCUAUUAACAAGGCUAUCGGUGGAAAGAAAAUGAUCACUGGUCAAUACACUGUUGAUUGUGAUCGUAUUCCAUCUUUGCCAAUUAUUAACUUCAAAAUGGGUGGCAAGACUUUCUUCCUUGAAGGUAAGGACUACGUUCUCAAUCUUGGACAAGAUAUGUGCUUGUCUGGAUUCAUGGGAAUGGACAUGCCACCAACAACUGGACCAAUGUGGAUCCUUGGUGAUGUAUUCCUUGGCAAAUACUACACUGAAUUCGAUUUGGGCAAUAAUCGUGUUGGUUUUGCUGAAGCCGUACAAAAGAAGUAAGAUGUUAGUAGAGGAAUGUCAUAAGCUGGAAAGUACAGAAAGUGUUGUAUUUUAAUUAGCUAAAAGUGCAAUAUCCAAUAUGAUUUCGCUAAUUUUUCAAAAUA